This is a messenger RNA of Lathyrus oleraceus (garden pea), 2736 nucleotides long. RefSeq lists its product as uncharacterized. The coding region runs from base 669 to 2645 and encodes 658 amino acids. The record is from RefSeq and is a predicted model, not a curated record. NCBI's taxonomy places the organism in Eukaryota, Viridiplantae, Streptophyta, Magnoliopsida, Fabales, Fabaceae. The transcript has 4 exons. Gene Ontology annotation, biological process: asymmetric cell division.
AGAUGAGAUUCCAGUGACUCGGUGGUGGUGAACACUACUAUGCAUUUCAAUUUAUUCGCAGAAAAAUAAAAAUAAAAUAAAAAAACUAAACAACUAAUAAAAUUAUUAUUUGUUGAUAUUUUCCUCAGCAACAAAACGUUAAUUUUUUUUCAUCCGUGAAAAUACUUCGUUGAAGAUAACGGUGUAACGAAACGAGUCUCAAUCUUUUAUUGUUUCCAAACAACAACCUGCGAGAUUCGACAAUACUUCGUGUGUCCUAGAUUUCGUUUCACGAAUACUGAGGAAUUUCCGGAAAGGGUUUUCUCAUAUAAGGGUUUUGCAGUGACGCUUCUACUUCUAUACUUUCAUAGUGAAAUUUGGUUCCUUGGAGUAAUUUCAGUUUUGUUGGAGUGAAUUGUGUUUUUUUCUUUGAAUGUUUGCAUUUAGGGUUUUGUUAUUGUGAGAAUACUUGAAGGGUGUUUGUUGAUUCAUUCAUGGAAAGUUCUUCAUUUGGUUGUUUGAUGAUUGAAAGAAAGAGGGUAGUUUGUAUUGUGGAGCUUGUUUAGUGUUUAGUGCAGUGUUGUCGGAUAACGGAUAACGGCGAUAGUUGGGAUAUACUGCUAUCGCGAAGCGGAAUUUAAACAAACUGUUAUUUUAUGUGAUCUGCGAUUGAUGAUGUUGGGUUAAGAAUGGAUUUGUGUCGUUUCUUAGCUAAAUAUUGGAACAGGAGUUCGGAGAAUGGUGAUGGUUUGUAUAGUUUGUCUUUAGAGGAUUCGAAAUUUGAGAAUGUUGAGUCGUCGAGUUACUGUUUAUCGUUGGUCAAAGAUACACAGAGACAAGAAAUGGGAAAAGAUGUUUCUUUAGAUCGAGGGGGUUUGGAUGAGAAGUCUUUGGGUUUGAGUUCCAUGGAUGGUUUUUCGACAGGAGAUAUGUCGUCUAAUCGAAAGUAUAAUGAGAGUGAUUUGCUGUCUAUAUCGAACUUAGCCGUGCCAUUAUCACCAUACGAAUAUGAUGAUAGCUUUAAGCAUGGUGAAGACGGAGAUGAGCGAAAUAGUGAUACUUUUGGCAACCGUGGUUUCUUUCUUCCAGAUUUUUCUACCAAUGUGGUUCCUAUACACAACUCUUUCGGGCAUAAAACCUGUUUAUCGGCUAAACGUUUUUCCAAGCAUGUUAGUAGACCGUUAAAUUCAUUAGAAAGUUGUUUCAUGGCUCAGAUAUAUAAAGAACAUGCUAAAAUGGAAGAGUUUGUUUUCAGUCCUCUUUCAUUAUCAAGUACGGCCACAAGAUCGUUUCGGGUAAGCAAUGGAAGCCGAAUAGUCAAUAGAGGCAGUGAUACUUUGAUCAAUUCGUCAACUGCGAGUGAGCAUAAGUUGCAUAAAGCUGGUCGUGCAAAAGACAAAAAUGAUACCAAGAAGAUGAAGCUGGAUGCAAUUAUUGGACGAAAUCGAAGGUCAAGCUUUUCUGAUGACGUGCUUAGUGGAAAACUCACCCGAUAUGAUCCGACGUUUCUCUUCUGCUUUGGGAUUUCUCUUGGGAUGAUAAUUUCCAUCGUGGGAAAUAAAAAAGAAAUAAUCAAGUUACGAGAAUUGUUGAAGCAGAGUGAGAACUUGGUUCAAGACCUUCAAGAUGAACUUGAUAUGAAAGAUUCGUUAACCGUGAAGGAGUUACAUAACGAAAAUUACGGUUCACAAGAAACAUGUGAUCAUUCCUUCAAUAGUAAGGAGCUACAUGAAUUUUCCCCUGAAAAACACGUGGACUGCUCUCCAAGAAUAGAAUGCAAAGAAUCGUCAUAUGAUAAGAAGGAAGAACAAAGUUCGGAAUCUAUGAGCAAAAUUGAAGCAGAGCUUGAAGCUGAACUUGAGAGAUUAGGGUUGGACAUGAAUAAUUCAAGCCUUGAUAGAAAAUUAUCUGAGCUUGUUGAGAUUGACCCGGACUUUGUAGCAGAUUUUGCUCAAGGUGAGUUGCCAGCCAACACGUUCGGUGGAACAGAUGCCAAUGUCACUACACCUCUUCCUUCAAACUACGGAGUUUCACCGCAUGAACUGAGUGUACGUUUGCACGAAGUCAUACAACACCAACUCGAGAAACGAGUGAAGGAGCUUGAGAUUGCCCUUGAAAAUAGCCAAAGGCGAGUAAGGUUUUUGGAAUCCAAACAUGAUGGUAGUUUUGAAAAGGCGUCUUCUCCUACUAAAGGAAACCUGUUGAUGGCUCGCGAAGAUUGCGAGACUAUGUCUCAGCCCUUAAUUCUCAAUUUAUCAGGUGAAGCACUUGAUGCAUACAAUGAAGCCUAUGAAGAGUUAAUAAAGAUAAAUGAUUCUGAAGACAAUUCACCAUCAACCAACAUUCAUGAUAGUGAUGAUGACAACAAAGAAGGUUCACUUUCACAUGACUGGCAUGCAACAGGUUUUGAGCACAGUUCGGCGACGAACUCGGUAGUUGAUGAAGGAAGUCUUUCAAGGGAACCCUAUUUUAGCAAGGAGACAAUGUUGGAAGGAGAAAGCUUUAGUGAAUUAAAUGUUAGUGGAGAUGAAAGCUGUGAUUGUGAUAAUGAUGAGGUGGAGAGGCAAUUGAUAAGGCAAAUUGUUGAGAGAACCAAGAAAGGUUCUCCGCUUUUUCAAAAUGCAAAAAAGAUAUUGUAUUCUAUGGAUGAAGAUGAACAACAUUGAUAUCAUCUAGUUCUUAGGAAUGUAGGAAUAGAAAAAGAAAAAAAAGGGUAUUACUUAUUGAAGAAUAUAGUAAAAGCUUCAUUUGAUCUGA